Bombyx mandarina (wild silkworm) is the source of this 1729-nucleotide messenger RNA. It is a transcript of the gene Bap55, whose product is annotated as Brahma associated protein 55kD. Lineage: Eukaryota; Metazoa; Arthropoda; Insecta; Lepidoptera; Bombycidae. The record is from RefSeq and is a predicted model, not a curated record.
CAAACGCGCUGGGCAUUGUCGUUUAUUUCAUAGAUAAAUACACUUAAUAUGUUUAUUAUUUUUAAUUAAAUGAAAUUAACAUUUUUACAAUAACAUUAUAAAAGAAUAUAUUAUGAGUGGCCCGAACGGCAUGCUGUACGGGGGAGACGAGAUAGGUGCACUAGUCUUUGAUCCUGGUCAUCAUUCGUUGCGAGUUGGUUAUGCGCAAGAGGAUACCCCAAAAGCCGAUAUACCAGCAGUUGUGGGCGUCGGACCAGCUACACACAUCCCAAAUUCCGAAGAAAAGGUUCCUGAUGGCAACAUCACUCAAACCGGCAGUAAAGCAGGCAGUGAGCUGCGACACUACAUAGACGUCACAGAGCUCCACGUUCCGCGUCCGGGAAUGGAAGUGCAGACGUACAUGAAAGACGGACAAGUCGACAACUGGGAUCUGUUUGAGAAGAUGCUUGAUUAUUGUUAUUCUAAGGUAAUCCGCUCUCCAUCAGAGCACCAUCCGGUACUCUUCACUGAGGCAGUCUGGGCCACCCGACCAGUGAGGGAGAAGCUAGCCGAACUCAUAUUCGAGAAGUAUCAAGCACCAGCUUUCUUCCUGGUCAAGAAUGCUGUCCUAGUGGCCUUUGCAAAUGGAAAAUCUACAGCUCUGGUCAUAGACGCUGGAGCCACACAGACAUCAGCCGUGCCUGUUAUCGAUGGGUACGCGCUGGUGAGUGCGGCGGCGCGCUCUGCGCUGGGCGGGGACCACCUGGUGGCGCAGGCCAAGCUGAUGCUGAACGCUUCGCACAUACAGAUGCUGCCCAUAUACAGCAUACAGAGCAAGGAAGUGAUAAGGGAACGCGAGCGAGCCCGGUACACGCUCAAGUCUCUCCCGGCCGGCCUCACGCAGUCCUGGCAGCAAUACAUGCUGAAGCGCCAGUACGAAGACUUCUGUCACUGCAUAGCCCAGGUAUCGGAGUCCGCGUACGACGAGCGCACGGCCGCGUCGGUCCCCGGGGUGCACUACGAGUUCCCGGGCGGCUACCACCAGGACUUCGGCCCGGAGCGGUUCAAACUAACCGAGACGCUGUUCGAGAGCUCCCUGGCCGCCCCCCAUCUGGCGUGCGCGGCGGCGGCGGCGUGCGACGCGGACGCGCGGCCGGCGCUGUGGGCGGGGGUGGUGUGCGGGGGCGGGGGCGCGUGCGUGACGGGCUGGGCAGAGCGCGUGGCCCGCGACCUCGCCGCGCGUGCUCCCUCCUCGCACCGCCUCAAGAGCCACGCGGCCGCCUCGCUCGCCGAGAGACGGUUCGCCGCCUGGAUAGGCGGGUCCAUACUGGCGUCCAUAGGCUCGUUCCAGCAGAUGUGGAUCUCCUCGCAGGAGUACGACGAGGGCGGAAAGGGGCACCUCGAAAGGAAAUGCCCUUAAUCUAGACUAAGUUAAACGUAUAAGCCCUUCUAGUGAGAACAGUGCAUGAAUUUUGUAUCCGGUAAAUUGGUCGAUGCCGAUUUUGAGUCGCCCCCGGUUGGCGCUGUCCAUGGACAACACAGCACGUCGCCGCUCAAUUUGAGAGUCGAGGCCGAAGUCUCGGGUGCAAGAGGGCGGUUCCCACAAGUCAAACCGGACAACGUGUAGACAUAGUGUGUCUUUAAGGGGGAUUAUAAAAAAAAAAUGUUAAUCAACGAACUAUAUGUGAAUCGAACUGACUUAUAAUGUCCUCGUCAUUAUUAAAAUAAAAUGCAAAAUUAAUUUUAUGAA